Molecule: messenger RNA, 2605 nt
Organism: Truncatella angustata
Lineage: Eukaryota; Fungi; Ascomycota; Sordariomycetes; Amphisphaeriales; Sporocadaceae
Product: DEAD/DEAH box helicase
Exons: 1
Coding region: 245-2368 (707 amino acids)
Biological process (GO): maturation of SSU-rRNA
Cellular component (GO): 90S preribosome
Molecular function (GO): RNA helicase activity; ATP binding; nucleic acid binding
Source: RefSeq, a predicted model, not a curated record
CAACCUCAUUAGCCGCCUGGAAGUGCCUGGAUGUACAUACAUGCUAUGUACUAACCUAUGUAACUUAGGUAAGUUAAUAGUAGUAAAUAACGUUAGCUCCACGGCAGAACCUCUUCACCGCCUGCCUCCUGUUAAUAAUUUUUCCCAUGCUCACAGCUUGUGUUGCAAAAUGUUAACGCAGAUACCAAUGCAAAUGCAAAUGCAACAAAUCUCGGUCUGAAGCACAAGUUGACCCCACGUCACCAUGGAUCUGCUCAAGAUACUGUCGCGCGGUACGAAGAAAACCAACAGCCAAGCUACCGCUGCCACCACGAGCGCAAAACCAGCAAACCCACAACUAUACCAUGAUGCGACAAAAGGUUUGAAGAGGAAGCGCAACGAAGAGGCACUGGAUGAUGCUGUCUCCAAGGACACGACAGAGGACCUCGAUUUCUUCGCGGUAAAUGACGCCAAGAGUACCAAGGGUACCAACGCCGCCGAAGCCGAGAAAAAGAACAAGCAACAAGAGGACGCUCCAAACCAAGAGCAGGCUCGGUUGCUCGAUGCCGACGACGUUCGCCAGGUUUUACGAUCGCAUCGGCUAAAAUUCACCCUUCUUUCGAGACACGAAGAAAAGAAGUCAAAGGUCAAGAAGUCCAAAAAGAAGGAUCAAGUCAAGGCAAAGAGCAAGGAAUCCAAGCAACCACUCUUCCCUCAACCGCUAACGUCCUUCAACGACUUGCGGAAUACCUACAAGAUAUCCCCAAGACUCGUCGAGAACUUGGCGAGACAAGGCUUCAGAUUACCCACAGAGGUACAAUUAGGAAGUCUGCCGCUCUUGAUCGACCCCAAGAUAGCUCUGCAAAACCCCACAGGUCAUGAGCUGAACAUACCCAUGCAUGAGUCCGUCAAUUUCCUGGCAGUAGCACCUACCGGAAGCGGAAAGACACUUUCGUUCUUGAUACCAACCAUCAACUCUAUUUUACGCAGACGAGCUGAGCAAGGGCGGCAGAAUAGUCAUGCAUUGGAAGGAUUGGUCAUAGCACCUACGCGAGAGCUUGCUCACCAGAUUGUCCACGAAGGUCAAAAGCUAGCGGCUGGCACCGGUGUUAAGGUCGUUGGCUUCAAGAAAGGAAUGCGACUGCCUACGGGAGAUGAUUUCAUAGAUUUGGAAGAGGAGAAUGGCUCGGCUGCACAAAAUUCAGACGCCUCAGAAGCUUCCGAUGCCGAUGACGAUGAUGAUGACGACGACGACGACGAGAAGCGGGAGGAUGAUGCAUCGGAACGUCCAGUUACAAAGGCAGACAUAAUUGUCACCACGCCCGGACUGCUUCUGAGUUUUCUUUCCAAAGGUGGCAAACGAAAGACUCUGCCAGCUGUCCGGUCUGUUGUUUUGGAUGAAGGUGAUGUUCUUUUGGACGAGCUGUUCCGGGAACAGACACUGGGUAUCAUUUCUUCCUGUACAAAUGAGUCCCUGAGAUUCACGUGUUGGUCCGCUACCAUGGGUUCGAACAUCGAGGCACUUUUGUUAGAAAAGUUUGGUGUCCAGGGCUCUGCUUCCAGUGCUCCGCUCGUAAGACUGGUGGUAGGUCUCAAAGACACGGCUGUACCAAGUGUAAAUCACCAUUUGGUUUUCACUGGAGAUAGUGAACGAGGAAAACUCUACACUCUUCGACAACUACUCCACCCCAGCUCAGCGGGAUCGUCAACCACAAUUCCUGAAAUGGCCCUGCCGUUCCUCGUCUUCGUUCAGACCGUUGAGCGGGCGUCUUCGCUUUAUGACGAAUUGAAAUUCGAGUUUCCAGCUGAGGCUGGCGGUUCUACUAGGAUUGCCACUUUGCAUUCAUCCUUGUCUGAAUCAGCAAGAUCAAAAAUCAUUGCCAGGUUUCGAGCGGGUGAGAUAUGGGUACUCAUCACGACAGAUUUGUUGAUGCGCGGUAUCGAUUUCCGUGGUGUCAACGGUGUAAUCAACUUUGAUAUUCCGACCUCGCCUGCAGCUUAUGUGCACCGGGUCGGCCGAACCGGCCGCGCAGGUCAUGAAGGUGGUGUUGCCGUCACGUUCUACACCAAGGAAGAUAUUCCUUACUUGAAGAACAUCGCGAACGUAAUCUCAUUAAGUGAAAAGCAGGCUGGCAAGGAGGACGGUAUUCCAAAGUGGCUUAUGGAUGCCUUGCCAAAGGUGCAGAAAGAUGAUAAGAAGAAACUCAGGAAGAAGGGUGUAGAGUCUCGCAGGGGCGACAAGGCUGAGAUUUCGACAAAGAGCGCCUGGGAGAAACGUCGCGAGAACAACAGGAAGGGUGCCAUUGCAGGGAGUAAGAAGAGGAAACUCGAGCAUGGGGAUGACAGCGACGAAGGGCAUGAAAGCGAGUGGGGUGGACUGGGUGCUUAAAGUGCCUCCACAGAGUGGCUAUGGGGUUAGAAAUGGAUUGUCACAAUAGCGUAUGACCCAACAUGCCUAACAGUCUUCACCAAAUGUCCUUUGCAUCCGUGUUGGUGAUAUUGUAGUACAAAAGCUCGCCUGUCUGAAAUUACCUCCACCCUAACGAUGGACGCGAAAAGUUUCGGACGGGCCAGCAUUUAGACAUACAAUCUUUGGAUGACUUCAAAAACCUGCUGCUCACCAGUG